UCACUCAUGUUGCGUGGGGCGGGAGAAGCGAACUUGGAGUUGAAUUGACGUUCGACAGAGGGAGAGAGAUAAGAGAGACACAGAGAGAGGCAGAAGAUACAUGAGCCUGUCUUUGACAACCUGUUCAGUGAGACGUGCGCAUCUCAGCUGUGCCGCUUUGGGCCAAGGAGUCCAUCACAUCGUUCUCAGUCUGCGCACAUACUUCCACUGGCAAACAGUAGGCUACUUGGAGACACGAGGGGAGGAGCGGUGUAGUGUAUGGAGAGUGGGACUUUAUUUUGAUAGACUAUCAUUUCCAAUAACCUACGCGGGACUGAACUGUUUAAAGAAAUAAGAGGCGUAAGAAAUAAGGCAGAUUAAACGCCGAAAGGGAGAGAAUCUGAGUGAUUUCGGACUGCAUGGGUUUAUGAGGACUCCGCUUUGUGGAUACAAGGAGCGGCUCGAGCCCCCUAAAAAAUCCAAACGAAUGGUUCCGUGCGUUAAAAGUUACCCCGUGAAUUCUUAUCACAUUUCUACUCUCUUUUGAGAAUUGGUAUACAUCGAAUUUGGAACUAAGAAAUUCUACGAACCCGGAAAUACUUAAGUGGGGAUACCUACAUGUACAACGAAUUUAUGGUAAGACAUCUAAGGUGGUCUUGAAACGGAAUUAUCGCUGAGCCGCGUCGUAGACUUCGUUUCAAGACAGCCCACCCGCUGCUGCGCUGACUACACCUCUGAGUAAGACUAUUUCCAGGUUAUGAGGGAUCGAAGCUAAAGAUGGAGCUUUUCUGGAUUUUGUUAUUUUCUAUCAUCCACCCAUACACACGAGGGCAAGGAGUUUACGCCCCUGCCAAUGCCCAGAUCUCACACGCGGGCCAGGCAUGCGUGGUGAAGGAGGACAACAUCAGUGAGAGGAUCUACACUAUCAGAGAGGGAGACCGCCUGGAGCUACAAUGUCUGGUCAAAGGACACCCACAACCACAGGUGCGGUGGACAAAGACAGCAGGCAGCGCCUCUGACAAGUUCCAGGAGACGUCCAUCUACAACGAGACGCUGCGCAUCGAGGGUAUCCAGCGGGUGCAGGGCGGCCGCUACUACUGCAAGGCCGACAAUGGGGUGGGGGUGGCUGCCAUCAAGUCCAUCCGGGUAGACGUGCAGUACCUCGACAAACCCGUGCUGACAGUGCACCAGACCAUCAGUGAUGUGCGCGGGAGCUAUUACCAGGAGAAGACGGUGUUCCUGCGCUGUACGGUCAACUCCAACCCCCCAGCCCGCUUCAUCUGGAAACGUGGCAACACGCCCAUAGAGCAGAGCAAGGAUACCGGAGUGGACAUCUACGAACCGCUCUACACACAGGGGGAGACCAAGGUGCUGAAGCUGAAGAACCUGAGGCCAAAGGACUUUGCAAACUACACGUGCGAGGUGACUGUUCGCAACGUGUGUGACAUCCCUGAGAGCUCUGUCACCUUUCGGCUCACCAAUGCCACCACUCCCCCUGCUCUACGGCUGUCGGUCAACGAGACCUUGGUGGUGGACCCCGGGAAAGACGUGACCCUGUCGUGUGAGGUGACUGCCGGAUUCCCUAAGCCCACUGUCACCUGGUCGCGCUACCCCAACCCAUUGCCGAGAAACUCGUUGGUAAGGAAUGGGACUCUGACACUGCGCUCGGUCACGCCCGCCGACUCAGGCUUCUACAACUGCACAGCAGUCAACAACGUGGGGAACCCGGCCAAGAGGAACGUCAACCUCCUCGUCCGAAGUAUGGGCAACCUCACCUUCCAGAUCACACCCGACUCCAACAAGGACAGUGAGAGCAUCCAGAUGGGCCGCGAUCUCAAGCUCUCGUGUCACGUGGACGCACAGCCCCAGGACAAGGUCAACUACACAUGGUACAAGAACGCGGCACUAGUCUACAACUCGGACAGCUUGAUCGUGCUGCGCAGCGACCCGGACAUGGCACCGGGCACAAGUAGCCUGGAGAUCGUGGACAUGAAGUUCCGUGACCAGGCCACCUACAGCUGUGUGGCCAACUUUCCUGGGAGCACGGUGCCCGAGAUGAGGGUAGAUGUCAACAUUACCCAAAGCAGCGUCACUCCCCCAAUUCUGACGGUGCCGGCAGGGGGCCAGGUGGUAAGUGUGAGGGAGGGAGGCUCUGCCGACCUGGUGUGCCUGGUGGAUGGCAAGCCCCGUCCGCCUGUGCUCUGGUCGCGCGCCGACAAAGACCUGCCUAUGCCCACGGGUGAGUGGGCGGUGGAGACACGCAACGGGCGCCUCCGGCUGACCAACGUCACCCGUGACCUGAUGGGUUCCUAUCGCUGCCAAACGGCGCCCUACAAUGGCCUCAACAUCAAGCCACGCCAGGCGCAGGUGCAGCUCAACGUGCAAUACGCUCCAGUCCUGGACCCGGUCUUUCAGGAUGUCCGUUCACCCAACUACCAGUUUGUGACGUUGCGCUGCCUCAUUCAGAAGUCCAACCCGGCACGAGUGGCCAGUGUCCGCUGGGUCCGAAACGGCGAGCCCCUGUCCUCCCUGACCCCGAACCCGCAGGAGAACCCGCAGCUGAAAUUCAAGCUGGACCCCAGCAACAACGGCACAUAUGAGUGCCGCGUCAGCAACGGCGUGGGCAGCUCCACCUGCACCUUCAACGUCUCGUCCCGUCCAUACAACGCAGAGUUUUACUUUGAUACGCCCAACCCCAUCCGCAUUCAGAAGGUCAACAACUACUCCUACAACCUCCAGUGGACCCAGAGAGAGCCGGCAGCUACAGACCGCAUCAUCGGCUACUGGGUCAACGUCCGCACGAUUAAGCAGAAUGACAAGAUGAACCAGGUGAACAUGUUCUCCAAGCAGAUCGACAAGAAGGAGCCCGUGAAGGGCGGCCUCAUGUCCUACACCCUGACUGACCUGAAGAUCCCUGUCUCCUAUGAGAUCCGCCUGGCCCCCAUCACCACCUACAGCACCGGGGACUAUGUCAGUCGCACCAUCCAGUACUCAGAGCCCUACAUUUACCCAAGACCUUCAGACCACGUCUGUGGCUUUGAGGACGAGCGCAUCUGUGGUUUCUCGCAGGACCGGGGCGACAAGUUUGAUUGGACUAGACAGAACCACCUGACCCAGAACCCCAAGCGCUCGUCCAAUACCGGCCCAGAGAUGGACAGGAGUGGAAACAAAGAAGGUUACUACAUGUACAUCGAGGCCUCUCGUCCGCGGGUCGCUGGGGACAAUGCCCGUCUCCUGUCCCCUCUCUACAAUGUUACUGCUGCCAGAGGACCCAAGGGCUCUGGUCGUCUCCCCUACUGUGUCUCAUUCUUCUACCACAUGAAGGGCAAGCACAUCGGUUCCCUGAAUGUGUGGCUGAGGGUGAAGAGCAUCGCCUCUGUGGGCGAUCGGGUCUGGACUCUGGAUGGAAACCAGGGUCCUGACUGGAUUCAGGCCAACAUCAACGUCAACCCCAGCGGACCCUUCCAGGUGAUGUUUGAGGCUAUUCGGGGAUCGGGCUAUGAAGGGGACAUUGCCAUCGAUGAUGUCUCAGUCACCAAAGGGAAAUGCAAGCAGGAGAACUCUGUCUCCAACACAGUUCUGAUUGGGGGAGCCCCAGGUCUGCGCUCGCUCCCAUUGGUCGCCUCACUGACCUUCGCCCUCUGCUCAUAUCUACUGCUGCUCUACAGAUGAUGAGCACAACGCACAGCGUCCCCUGUCUGCCGAGACAGGCUACUGCCCAGACUUGCUCUCUCUUCUUCUCUCCCUGUGUCCCUCGCUACCUCUCCCCACUCCCCUCCCUUCUUCCUCUCACAUUCUCCAUCCACCUUUUAGUUUUCAUCUCCAGCCCUGUUUUUGAUGACAAUCCAUGCUUCACUUCUCCCAUUACACCUUGGCUAUGCUUGUAACUGACUGUCAUUUGAUUGACUCUCUCUCUAUCAUUCUCCUUUUCCCACUCACCCCUUUACAGUCGUAUGUGGCUGUUUUUUCUUUCAACCAAUCACACUAUUUUUAACUGAGGCAAAGUCGCAAACUCAAUGACCUGACCUUUGACACCCAAUAUCACUCAAUCCAACCCCUCACAGCAGACACACUUCAUUCUUCUAUUCACUCUCACACACUCUUCCGCCACCCCCCUUUACUCUUUCCAACCCCCCCAGCGACCACCCGUAUCCCUGACACACCAAAGUGUCGGACACUCUACCAAAGAUGAUGAAGAACCUGAGGAAAAAAGGGAAAGGAUGGGUGGUGGGAGGGGUUGAGAAUAAUAGGAUGACAAGGGUAGGGGGUUUCCCCCCUCCUUAUUGAACCCUCCCCUUCGCCUCCUUGGGUUGGGCGCCAGGGAGCUGCCGAUCACAGCAGACUGAGUGACUGACAGACGAAGGAAGGAAGGAAGGAAGGAAGGAAGGAAGGAAGGAAGGAAGGAAGGAAGGAAGGAAGGAAGGAAGGAAGGAAGGAAGGAAGGAAGGAAGGAAGGAAGGAAGGAGUUCCCACUUGCCUCUCCUCUACCGGUCAUAGCCGUAGAUGACUUGUGUUGGAUCGUACGUGUACAUUUCUCUAUAUAUGAUAUAUUACAAAAGUUUAAAUAAAUAAAACAUUUAAAAAAAACACUCAUGGACAUGAGCAACGUUACAGGCUGCAACAAAGCAAAUCUACAGAAGCACAAAUUUAUACAAUCUACUCCCUUUUAUUUGGGGUUUUCCUCCGUGUGUUGUUGCUGUAUGUUGUCCCAAUCAAACUAUUUGUGUUCUUAUGGUUUUUUGGGGGGCGGAUGUGAAAAAAAGAGAGUGGUAACAUUUAUGUGGAAGAGAUGUGUGGAUGUGUUGGUUGGUACCUAUGACACCCUUCGUCUAUAGCCCACUUGAGCACUCGUGGCAGGGAUGGGCCAGUCACCUCCAUUAUGCCCACCACCCCACUCUCCACCCCAAAAAAUGACUUGACAGAGACUACGACUAGCCUCCCCUACUCAUUCAAAGUCCAGCCAGUAACAGCAUCUCUCGGACUUCCUGCGGUCUACAGACAAUGGACCUCCUGCUUCCUGUACAAGGAGAAAGUGGAGGUGGAGCAUGAUUGAAAUCAAUUACGCCAACCACGUCGAUACGCAUCAUUUAAAUGAGACAUGGAUGUAGUAUAUUGGGGGCAGGGCGUCAAAAUCCAAGAAAAUGACCAACAGGGUAAGGAGACGGGGGGUGCAGAUCCGAUAGAUGGAUUCUAUUUCACAGGUUUCCGAUGAUGAAUGUCAUGUAUAGGAUUCUAGAGAAAUAACUGAAUCAACAACAUUUGGAAGGCAGCAGGUCCAAUUUCCUACUACAACUGUAUCAGCCGAUCGAGGUUGAAUGUCUUCGAUGUAACCAUAGUUUAUUUAAGACGAUUACUCAUGUAACAUUGUUACAGUAUGAUUGUGUUUCUUUGUGGAGCAAUAAUCAUUCACUAUCAGCUCACAUAGUUAGCCCGAGCACAUCGUGAUUAAUCAAAGUCUACAUCCUGCAAAUGCACCUGUUCGCCCAAUUAAGGUAGGGAUUCCAAUGAGCCCCAAGCACAUUGUUGCACAAAGGUACAGAUUCAAUCCGAUCGUAGAUUCUUGACAACGCAGCUUUUCAAGGCAAUGUUCACGUUCACAGUAAAUGCUUCAGAUGUCCGUUCAAACAGAAAUUACCUUUAAAAGCUGCAUUGUCGACCAUGCGAUCGGAUUGAAUCUCAGCUAAAGUAAUUGGUCACAAUCUAAGAACAAAACAACAGACUAACCUAACUGAUGAUGCAGAACACAUGUAACUGGCUCGUUCUUCCUCUCAAGAUUAGUUUCCAAAAGUCCCCUGAAUCGUAAACCGCAACAUACUACCCCUAGGCACUUGUAGAUCUGAGAGGGUUGGAUAGGUGUAAGCACGAUGGUGGGAGCUCCAUCUUGCCAUCUGAUACGCCAGGUGGAAUUGUUGCUAUAUUGCUUAUACCUGUCCAAUCCUUUCAUAUCUACGCAAGUGCAUGGGAGUAGGGAUUAAGGGUUGAUUUGGUAUACAGGGAUACUGUUACAUCAGUCUUCUCCAAAUAAGUGUUGUACUUUUACUGCAUGAGGCAUUUUUUUAUCGUAUCGGUUGCCGAUAUUACUUAAUUCAGCUCUCACCUUCAACUUAAAGUUCUCAACAAGGGAACCUUGUUCAUAUACAUACACAGAACAUGGACAUCAAACUGUGUGCCUCUAAGACUUGCUUCCAUAAUCUUCCUAAAUCAAAGCACUUGGUAAAAAUCGGGUGUGGACACUCGAUUUCAGAUGUCAAGUGCAUUUUGGCUGUCUUUUUGACAUCCCUCAUAGUCACAUUGUAAUAGCUACUUAGGUCCAUACUGCAUUGCAAGCUCAUGAGAAGCAUUGUUUUAUUAAAUGUAUGUCAUUGUGAUCUGGGAGACAUCUUGUGUGGUCCUAACCUCAUGCUUGCUUGUACACUUCGCUCGCUCACUUUAACUGUAACACCCAUAUGUAUGUAACAGCAGCUCAUGUCUUAGCGUAGAUGCUCUCCAACGGUUGUUGGAAUUUUGGCAUCUCAGGUCAUGUCUUGAGCCAACAUCGUGUCACAGGGGGUAAGGUGUCUUAUCUCAGAUCUGUGGUGUUCAUGUGCUACUCACAACCAAGAAACUCUGAAAUAUCCAACUGGGAAACUCGGUAGAAGAGUGCUUGAUUCAUCUUAUGGAAGCUUUGGACAUCAGAAGCUCGGAGUUAUGACGUGUGGGCAAUUUAGGGCAAUUUUUUGGUUCCAAGAUUCUUUCAGAGUUUACGAUAACUCUGGUACCACAUGACAGCAGUUACUGUCUUGCCGACUACCCAUUUCCCACCUCCUUUAUCCAGUAAGCUGUGCAUUUCGUAAGCAUUUUUGGCAAGCACUGACCAUUUGCUAGCUACUAUAUUUAAUGUAUAUUUACAACUAUCUGUAAGUAUAGGCAGGAGAUAUGCAGGGUGGCAAUUCCUGAAUUAGGACAUAACAAUGAUGCAUCAGAAUCAGAUGCAACUGAAAGAUAAUUAUCAAAGUACUUUAUCACAUGAUUUUAAAUGAUAAUGUUUCAUUAGGAAAUUUGAACUCAUGUUCUACAUGACCCCAAAGAAUUCAGAGGCUUGGUGCAAUUGAUGUUCACUUGUUGUUUUAUUUCAUUUGUGGUUUCUUCACACAUCUAGAGUAUUUGGCAAUUAUGAAGAAGGUAGCGGUUUUAAAAGGAAGAUCAAUUGUUUUCCCUUUAUUUUUAUUUAUUUUCGUGAAUGUUUUUUUUUUUCAAACCAAGACUACAAUAUCAAGCUAAAUCAAUUUGAGACCACACACAUUCCUGUCCAUGGUCACAUACUUUACUAGAAAACAAAUGAACAUCUUCUUUAAAUGGAGUUCCACAAUAAUCAUAUAUGUGUAGCUAAGCACCUACAGUAUGUGUAACAUUACAAUUAGUCUCAACACACUGAGCGUUUGAAACACAACACGUGUAGAUGUAACCGGAUCCUACUAUACCUGUACUCUGCUGCUGUGUUCGGGAGAGCGUGGGAGGGUCCACUUCAAAAUAUAUUAUACAGUACUGCAAAUACAUCGCUGACACUGAUUACAAUUAUUACAGUUGAGUAACCUGCAUAGAAAUGCCCAGGGCCUAGACUGAUCAUGUUAAAUACCCAAUGGAAGAAAGGGUACAGCACAGAAAUAGAGAACUAUAAACCUUGGAUUAAAUGUAAUGUAAUAAGAUUUUAUCUUUGUGUCUUCUGUGUUCUUUAUUAUAGAAUACUUCUCAACGUUAACACUGUUGUAAAGUCAGGUGAAUUCCUUGUCAAUGAAAUAUGUGGGUAGGAAUACUAUGAAAUGGGCAGGAAUACUAUGAAAUGUGGGCAAGAACAUUAUUUUGGGAGAAAUAAGCAUUAACCAAUAUUAUAUUUAUUGUUGAGGGGAGAAUUGUAAAUGAUGAAUUUUGAUCUUAUGACAUGAUGGUUGAAGUGCCUCCAUUGAUCUGAACCUGACCUUCAGUAUUGGUAGUAAUAUUUGGUUUUUUGAAUUCAUGGUCUUUCUUUCCAAAACUCCUAUAUGAAUUGAGUUGUACAUUUUUGAUAUUGACAAACAUUACACAGCCUACCCUUAGGUUGUCUUUACUGUCACCAGAUCAACUGGAAAUGAAACUAACCUGCAUACUUCAAAUUAAACCAAGAAAUGCCUGAAAGUGAGGCAAUUUUGUGUUGACAAAUCAGAUAUAUCCAAUAGUUGGCCAUUUGAAAUCUAUUCACUUGUGUCCAGAAAGGAGUAUGCAGCUGUUCGGUCUGAGGUAUAAUUCAUUGUGCUGCUUUUCAUGCACUUUAAUGUGAAAUUAAAUGUCUUGAAAUGUAUGCCAUUUGAUACCCAUUGUGUACUAAUGCUCGUUUUGUUAGUAGUUCAUGAUUGUCACAUCACUCCCUCAUUAGCUGAGGUUGUCCUAAAAUCUACACCAUACUCUAUAUUAUUGCAGUAUGGUUUAAGGUGUAGAUUAUCAAUAUAUUCCUCUAGGAUACAAGACCGAAUGGGAGUUCAGUUCACUGGUAUAGUCCCUUAGGUUUGCACAUUUCUGGAACCUUUCUGACUCCCAGUUCCCUCCAUGCUUAUUAUCUUCUGAUUUCAGGAAUUCUACAACCAAGAUUUCUGAAAAGAGUGGGAAUUUGGUAAAUAAAUGUGGCAUUGCCACACCUCCAGUUAUCUGAUGUUUUUACAUGAUCCAGGUUUUCCCUUGACCACCUAAAGGGUCCCCAGUUCAUGCUGAACAUUUUCAAACCUCCACUACAAGUGUAUGUACUAUCAACAUGUUUUGUUGUAGAUUAUCAAUCUAUCAUCUUUUGUCAUAUCAUAUCCUUGUAGUUAUCUGUCUAAAACAAGAAGGUUAGAAAGGACCCCCGACAUGCAGGUUAGAGAUCAAAUAAGCAAGUGCCUCACAACUGCUAUUCCUCCAUGAGGUGACUUUCCAUCCAUGAAAACCACUUCAGCCAGAUAGCGUAGUGUCCAAGCAAUAUCUGUGGCAAUGUUCAGAAGGGGUGGCCAGUCACUCAGUCACUAAAAAUGAACCCCUCUUCCAUUAGAGACAUCCCGGCACACACCAUUGAUGCUCUACGUAUUCAACAGCAGGACCGACUGACUGUUACUGUAUAGGUUUUCACAUCACUGCCUCACUGCCAGUGCAGACACUUUGUCCACUCACAUAAAGGGUGCGUUCCAGAUACAGUGAUUUUGAUCCGGGCUAAGUUUCCCAAAGACAUCUUUAGCAUUCAUUAAUCAUUGUUUGUCCAUUGCCCUACCUAUGGAUUUAGGAUGAUCUUAGUGCUAAAGAUUAUAGCCAUGUUAUUGGGAAAGUCACCCCAGAUCUUUAUAAAGCCUGGAGAAGUCUUUUAUGUCUGAUCAACCACAUCAACAUGAUGUAAUCAUCCUAUAAUCUACGCAGACCUGUGCAGGAUCUGUGUAUCUGGAGCGCAACCAAAUGACUGAACCCUCCCCAAUGCAGUCAGAUUGGUCAAAGUAACUUCACAGCUCCUGCCUGGCUGUGCAGACUUGUGCAAUGUGUGCGGAUCCGAGACAAAGACGGUGUAUGUGUGUAUAUGCACCUUAGUGAACGCGCAAAGAACGGUGUAGCAGUGCUGGGUGUUGUAUAUUCUCUGUCAUGUACUGAAAUAUUUUAGAGGAAAAAUAUAUUUGAAAUAUGACUCCAAAAUGUAUGAAUAAAUAAUCAUGAAAG
This is a messenger RNA of Oncorhynchus tshawytscha (Chinook salmon), 9663 nucleotides long. Its product is annotated as MAM domain-containing glycosylphosphatidylinositol anchor protein 1. Gene Ontology annotation, biological process: cell-cell adhesion. The record is from RefSeq and is a predicted model, not a curated record. The coding region runs from base 757 to 3651 and encodes 964 amino acids. The transcript is spliced from 19 exons. Lineage: Eukaryota; Metazoa; Chordata; Actinopteri; Salmoniformes; Salmonidae. Gene Ontology annotation, cellular component: membrane; cell-cell junction. Gene Ontology annotation, molecular function: cell adhesion molecule binding.